Messenger RNA from Aspergillus puulaauensis, 918 nucleotides. RefSeq names its product shikimate dehydrogenase family protein. The record is from RefSeq and is a predicted model, not a curated record. Gene Ontology annotation, biological process: shikimate metabolic process; chorismate biosynthetic process. The transcript has a single exon. NCBI's taxonomy places the organism in Eukaryota, Fungi, Ascomycota, Eurotiomycetes, Eurotiales, Aspergillaceae. Gene Ontology annotation, molecular function: shikimate 3-dehydrogenase (NADP+) activity. The coding region runs from base 1 to 918 and encodes 305 amino acids.
AUGACUUCAGAAAAGAGAACCCUCCACCUUGUCGGCGUGGGCGUGACGCACUCGAUUGCCCCAGGGAUGCACAACCACAUCGCACAGUCCCUCAAUCUCCCCUGGACCUUUUAUGCCACCGAAUGUCCCACUGUUGAAGAUGUACUCAGCCUCGCAAAGAAGCCAACAACAGCUGGUCUGGUAGUGACGAUGCCGUACAAGAACUCCGUGAUGUCGCAGCUGGACCAGCUAGACGAUCUCGCGGCCAUGAUCGGUGCUUGUAACAAUGUCUAUUACACAAAUGACAAGCCAAGGCAGUUAUGUGGAACGAAUACCGACUGGAGGGGUAUCAGGGGCUGCUUAUUAGAAAAGGGCGAGGAGAGUCAACGCCCGUCCAAUGGAAACCCCGGGGCGGCAUUGAUUGUGGGUGCUGGAGGCGCGAGUCGGGCUGCUGUGUACGCACUGAGCGAGCAUCUCCACUGCCAAACGAUCUAUAUCCUCAACCGCGACGAGGAUGAGGUUCGAGAUCUUAUUCGCGAUGCGCGGAAACUGCCUAGGGUGCCCGAGAUAAUUCACAUCACGACAACGGAACAGGCAACAGGGCUGCAGACUUCACCGUAUUACAUUGUCGGCACGGUUCCGGAUUUUGAGCCGCAGACGCAGUCUGAGAAGAAUGUUGCUGCGAUAUUAGAGUGGUUUCUAUCUCAGCGGACCAAAGGGGUGUUGUUGGAUAUGUGCUUCAAGCCGCGGCGGACACGGAUGAUCAAGCUGGCGGAGUCGCUGGGGUGGCCCUGUGUUGAAGGCACGCAUGUUAUCGGAUAUCAGAUCGAGGAGCAGUGGCGACUAUGGGCUGGAGAAGAGCAGGUGGCCUCGUUGGAUAGGGAGGGGGCGUGGAAGGUGCUGCUCAAGGCUGCGGAGGAGAGUACAGCAAUUAACUAG